AUGGUUGCAAAGUUCAAAUUUCGUUGUACCAACAACAUGGCUGCGUAUGAGGCCUGCAUUCUAGGUCUCAGGAUGGCGCUGGAUAUGGACAUUAAUAAAUUGCUGGAUGAGUUUGCCGACGUGCUGGCCACAAUUGCGUCAAUGAUCCUACAUCUUGAAAGCAGUCACAUUGACCCACUAAGGAUAAUCUUGAAAGAAGAGCAUGCCCAUUGUUUCCACGUAGAAGCAGAGCCGAAUGGCAAGAUGUGGUAUAUUGACAUCAAGAUAUACUUGGAGAAACGGGAAUACCCCAAAGGAGUCACGAGUGGACAAAAGAAGACCAUCAGAAGAAUGGAAAAUGGUUUAUUCCUGAACAAAGAAGUGUUGUACAAACGGACCCCAGACUUGGGUCUGCUUCGAUGUGCAGAUGCCAGUGAAGCCACCAAACUUCUAUAA
This is a messenger RNA of Lycium barbarum (goji berry), 435 nucleotides long. RefSeq lists its product as uncharacterized. Bases 1 to 435 code for a protein of 144 amino acids. The record is from RefSeq and is a predicted model, not a curated record. Lineage: Eukaryota; Viridiplantae; Streptophyta; Magnoliopsida; Solanales; Solanaceae. The transcript has 2 exons.